CCUUCAGUCUGCCGCGAACAGGCGAUGAGACGCACGCCUGUUAAGGAAUUUUACAACGAAUGUAUAAAACUUCGCGCUGUGAAAUGUGUGUCUGAAUUUCUUGCGAUUUGUGCAGUGGCUUUUGUUCUGUGUGUGUGUGUGUGUGUGUGUUUUUUAUUUGAAAAAAGGUUUAAAAAAUUCGUGAUGUCAUUUUGAAAAACGUUUCCUAUUAAAAGAUCCCUCGGCGAAGGUGGACCUGGCAGCCAUGGCGUCUCCUAACAGCAUAAAGUCAGGCCGGUGUUGCUUGGAGACAAUGGUGGAAGUUCCGUCAACGGCUGGAGAUGAAGACGUCGAGCCGUGGUCACCUGGAAAUUGUCAAAGCUGUCAAACCAGUGAAGUAAGCAGACCUGAGAUAUCGACCCGCUCACCUCCUCAAAGCGAAAGACUCCCUGGAGAUGGCGCCAGUUCCUCAGUGCCUGAUGACCAGAACCGUGCGAGUGACGACGGUCGUUCGAGUCGAAGCGUUAAUCCAUUCAGAACGAACAAUGAUCCAGUCGACACGGAAGGUAUGCUGCGUACUCCGAAACACUACAAAGGAAUUUACUGGCCCUCGAUCACAAACACUUUUAAGGAAGAGAAAGUAGAAUGCUCCUACCAAGGAUACUCUCGGAGACAACGUCAGAAAUCACUGAUAAUGGUCAAUAUAAUCGAUUUUGUAUUAAAGAUUUGUUUGGCGCUUAUAUACACAGUAACGCAGCGGGAUAACCCAACACCGAUCCAGGACAUGGUUCACAAAAUAGUCUGGAGUGUGGCCUUCGCGUGGCUGAACAUCGGGGUCUGUCUGCUCGGAUGCUGGCGGUGCUUCGCCAACAACUACCUGCACUGGGCAGCAGCGGCUACUUGGAUACUGUUAAUUGCUCAAGGUAUAAGCGGACAGGGAAUCGGCUUCCAGACUCCUCAAAACCAGGUCUGGUAUAUGCUGUUCGUGGUGUUUGUUCCAUACGCGAUGCUUCCACUCUCCCUCGUGUGGUGCAUCGUGAUUGGAAUUCUAUCGUUUCUAUCUCACAUCCUCGCGACGGCUGUGGACAUAGAGAACCUGGAACAAAAUAACAUGAUUCAGGCGGCCAGUUCCUGCAGUAUCCGUCUGCUAACCGGCAAUGCGCUCCUAUACAUUGCUGUAAACUUUGCGGGUAUGUACGCCAAAUCACUAGCUGAUUGGGGCCAAAGAAAGGCCUUUCUGGAGACUCAUCGCUCGAUGGUCACUAGACAACGAACUAAAACAGAGAGCGACAAGCAAUGGAACUUAUUUCAGAGCGUAAUCCCAGACUUCCUAGCCAAGGAGAUCUACAGCCAUGUUUCAAAGGUGAAAGGGGAUUUCCAAGAGCAGCAAUUCAACAAUCUUUACAUACAGAGACAUGAAAACGUGUCCAUACUCUACGCAGACAUAAAGGGUUUUACUGAGCUAUCAAGCAAGUGCAACGCUCAAGAAUUGGUCAAAUUAUUGAAUGAAUUGUUCGCUAGAUUCGACAAAUUGGCUUCGGAGAAUCAUUGUCUCCGAAUCAAGUUGCUCGGUGAUUGCUACUUCUGCGUGAGUGGACUGACGGAGCAACGCGCCUCACAUGCGUACGAUUGCGUCAACAUGGGCCUGCAUAUGAUCCGGGCUAUCCGUGACGUCCGUUACAAUACACAGGUGGACCUGGAUAUGCGUAUCGGCAUCCACAGCGGCACGGUGCUGUGCGGGGUGCUAGGUCUGCUCAAGUGGCAGUUCGACCUCUGGUCGUAUGACGUCACACUCGCGAACCACAUGGAGAGCGGGGGCUUGCCCGGACGAGUGCACAUUUCGUCAGCAACAUAUGAGUGCCUGAGCGGUGCUUUCGAGGUGGAACCUGGUGACGGAGCCUCCAGAGAUCCUUACAUCAAAGAACAGAACAUCACCACUUACCUGAUAAAAGCGACGGAGCAGCCUCGGAGAGCCAGGCACCCUUCUCGCAACGGUUUUCCCUUAAGCCAGCAGAUCUGGACGACAAUGACGCGUCGUCCAAGCGGCAGCAUCGAUGACGAAACCACGACGGACUGGACCCCGGAAAUGCCGUUUCAGAACUAUUUAACUGGUGGUACAACUACAAGGGCACGGUUGGAUAUGUUCCGAGUGGGUCAAGAAGCUGAGGUGGAGGAGGACGCCGCAGUCUCAGAUGUUGAAGAAGGCGAUAUCAUUAAUCACUCGAUAGAGGUGGAAAGCAAUCGCCGGAUGCGCGUGGACAACAUGCGCGCGGUCUCGCUGCGGUUCAGACGGGCGUCCCUCGAACGCAGCUUCGGAGAGCUGGACGAGCGGACCUUCAAGUCCAACGUGCUCUGCUGCUUCGUACUCUGGCUCUUCAAUGUAGCCGUCCAGGCGGUCAUACAUUACAAUUGCUGGAUCCUGAUGAUAAUAUUGGCGAACAUGACAAUCCCGUUGGUGAUAUCAUUCGUGCUGGUGAUGAUGGAAGAAUUCCCGAGACUGUCGCCGCGACUGGCAAAGUUUUCGGCUGCUCUAAGUGCGACCACGCUCAGGAGAAACAUACAUAUUUGCUGUUUCAUCAUGAUUAUGUCUGUGUCCAGUACAAUAAAACUGUACGUUUGUCCGUCAUCUUUUCCGCCGACUUCGUACAAUGGAAGCAACACGUUAAACACCACUUUCUGUGAGGAUACAAACUCGACGAUGUGCGCGGUCGAAGCCGGCGAAUGUUAUCGUCCGGAAUACGUGGUUUACACGUGGGUCUUGUGCCUGGUCGCUCUGACGUCAGUACUGAAACUCCACUACCAGAUCAAAACGUUACUGGCCAUCAUAGACGUUCUCAUGUUCUGCGUUUUGCUCUUGAAGAAUUACGACGUGUAUUAUUUCGUCACGAACGAGGGUGCUACAAAUCAACUGCCAGCGUAUGUCCAAAUGUUAAUACUGAUGGCAAUGUUCCUCGCCGUUGUCAUUUACCACGGGCGGCUGGUGGAAGUGACGUCACGUCUCGAUUUUCUCUGGAAACUUCAAGCGGAGACCGAUCUCGGAGAAAUGGAGGACACGCAGAGAAUCAACAGGCAUCUACUGAAGCACAUAUUACCCGACCAUGUUGUAACGCACUUCUUGAGUAAAGAUCGGUGUCCUAAUGAACUGUACUCGCAGUGGCGCGACGAGGUGGGAGUGAUGUUCGCCGGCAUCCCGAACUUCCACGAGUUCUAUUCGGAGACGAAGGCCGUCGACUGCAUGCGAUUGCUCAACGAGAUAAUUAUUGAUUUCGACAAGCUGUUGAUGGAGGAGCGGUUCAAGAGCAUCGAAAAGAUCAAGACCAUCGGAGCCACUUACAUGGCCGCCAGCGGACUGGACCCCGAUCUUAAGUCUGGUGCUGACGAGUGCGCGCACCUGUGUGCGCUCGUGGACUACGCGUUUGCGCUGCGGGAGGCUCUGGAUGACGUCAACAAGCACAGCUUCAACAAAUUUCGCCUCAGGGUCGGUAUCAGCUGUGGACCUUUGGUGGGCGGCGUAAUCGGUGCUCUGAAACCGGUCUACGACAUCUGGGGGAACACUGUGAACGAAGCUUCGAGAAUGGAGAGCACAGGCGCUAUGGACAAGAUACAAGUCACUAAAUAUACUAAACAGUUGUUAGAGGUUCGCGGAUACGGCGUGGAGCGCCGUGGUUGCGUCGAGGUGAAGGGCAAGGGGCGCAUGGAGACGUGGUGGGUGGUGUCGAGGCGGGGCGCCCCGCGUCCUCCGCGCCGCCCCGCGCCCCACCCCCGCUCCCUCGCCGCGCUCGUCUACACUAUGCUGCAGGCGAGAAAGCGCAUCUACACGCACCCUCUAGAUGCCACGCAUAUCGUGAAUCGAAGCGACAGCAUGCGGCCGACCCGUGUGGACACGGCGCCCAGCGGCUCCAACCGGCGCCGCUCCGAGCUGCGGCGGGCGCGCACGCGACACAACGACCGCCAUGCGGACACGGAGCUGAGGGCGUUGGGUCGUCACUCCGCGUCGGCGCCGCACACUCCGACGGCGACGCACUGCCCGCCGCCCCCCGACCCCCCGCAACUGUCCACCAUCACCAGGAUAGCCCGGUUGAAAGCUAACAGCUUCACAUUCCGGUCGCGGCCCAGAGAUAAGUCUCCCAAAAUCCGGGAACAGCCUAACGAGGGAUCCGGUACAUCACUAGCGAACGGAACGCCUGGCUCGUUCCGCAUCAGAUCGGUGACGACAGCGUCGUUCUUCAGAAGCCGAAACAAAGACAAGAGGAGCAAGGAGCAAAUAGAUACUGAAACCAGGAGUGAAGGAGUGGAAAACGGUGACGCCUACACCACCAAAAUGUAAUAGAAUUAUAGUAUGUACGGGUAGUAAGGACAUGUAAUUUUAAUUUGAUAUUUUCCCGUAGUUUUUUUUUGUUGGCCACACUUAAAUUAAAUGUGUAAACAUAUAUGUAAUAUUGGCAGCAUAUGGUAGUACAUGAGUUUAGAUGCAAUUUUGAUACAAUUAAUUGAGUGACUCAGGUUUUGGGACAUAAAGUUGAAUCAGGUAAUAGUGAUAGUUUAUAUUCUCAACGCAUCGACAUUUUGAAUGUCACAAUGUUGAGAAUACUUAAAGAAGGUGAACCUAGCUUCCUGAGUCAUCUAAUAAAGAAAAGUUCCUUUAAAAUGUAGUGAAACAUGAAAUUGUGUCGUCUAUUUAGUGAUCAUGUUUUUGUUUGUUAUUUGUAUCGAAUAGGUAAAUCGAUUUGUUUUAAUCGAAACAUGUCGAUCAUGAAAUUUACUUAUUACUAUAUAAGGGAUAUGUAAUUCGCUAAGCGAUUUUAUUUUAUAUUAAUUAAAUAUUCAUGUUAGUCAGAAUAGCACAAAUAUUUAGAUUAUGUAAUGAUUUUUGUCCUAUAACAAUAUUCAAGCAAGUAGUUAAGUUAACAUUAAAAUUUUAUGUUGCCUGGCAUCAGAAAUUUAAAAAAACGUAACAAUUUUACCCCAAUCAUGUAGCUUAUUUAUAAUAAGUCAAAGAUAUCUCAACUCCAGCUCUCGACAAAUAGUAUAACAAAAUUUAUCCACAGAAAUAUGUUCGUGAUGAAAAGGCGCCAUAUUUUUCACUGAAAAUAUAUAAUACUAUAAUCUAUUGUAAAGUGCGUGCCAUAGAUAUAACUUUAUUAAUUUUUAUUGAGAUUUUAUACCUUAUUUAUCUUGUACGUGUAAGCCUAAUUUUUUUAAAUAAUUCACUAUCAUAGGAGCGAAAUAUUACCAAAUGUAUGUACUGUCCAUUGUUUUCGUAUGAGAAUUUUCAAAGGAUAUUAAAUAUGGCGAAUAUUACGCAAUGAAAUCCAUUAAACUAGUUAACAACUUGAAAUUUUGAAGGUCUUAGAAAACUUUUACCUUUUCUAAGUAUUAUUUUAAAUAUGUAAAUGUUUUGUAAGUAAGUGUAAUUUAAGAGUAUAAUAUAAUAAUAUACCAAAGUAUGAAAUAUUAGAAUAUGCACAAAUGCAUUUAUUAACUUAGGUUAGUCUUGAAAUUUAAGGGGAUGAAAUACGCUGAAACUUUAAUAUGUUCUAUGUAAUUGUGACUAUAGAUGGCUUGUAAAGAAAUUAUUUAGAUUAGAUAAUAUUCCUAAAUAAUUUAUAAUCUCUGUUAGUGGUCUUGUUAUGGAAUAAACAAGAAAAGAAAGAAUUUAAUAAGCGGGCUCGUUAUUGGAUAAAUAUUUUGAGGAGUGGCACGAUGAAUUUCCACAACAAUUAAGGUCACUUAGGAACAAAUGAUCUGAACCAAAAUAAGAAAAUAAUUUAAUCUUACAAAAAAUUUGAAGGUUCUCCGUUUAAAAAGUACUUUAAAAAGUGU
This is a messenger RNA of Bombyx mandarina (wild silkworm), 5802 nucleotides long. Its product is annotated as adenylyl cyclase 78C. Gene Ontology annotation, biological process: intracellular signal transduction; adenylate cyclase-activating G protein-coupled receptor signaling pathway; cAMP biosynthetic process. The record is from RefSeq and is a predicted model, not a curated record. Gene Ontology annotation, molecular function: adenylate cyclase activity. NCBI's taxonomy places the organism in Eukaryota, Metazoa, Arthropoda, Insecta, Lepidoptera, Bombycidae. Gene Ontology annotation, cellular component: plasma membrane.